This is a messenger RNA of Rana temporaria (common frog), 1414 nucleotides long. RefSeq names its product gamma-aminobutyric acid receptor subunit gamma-3-like. Gene Ontology annotation, biological process: chloride transport; gamma-aminobutyric acid signaling pathway. Bases 995 to 1414 code for a protein of 139 amino acids. NCBI's taxonomy places the organism in Eukaryota, Metazoa, Chordata, Amphibia, Anura, Ranidae. Gene Ontology annotation, molecular function: GABA-A receptor activity; extracellular ligand-gated monoatomic ion channel activity. The transcript has 4 exons. Gene Ontology annotation, cellular component: membrane. The record is from RefSeq and is a predicted model, not a curated record.
UGUGCACUAGGAACGUGAGUUGCUAGCCAAUCAUUGCCCAGAUCCUCUACCGACAACUGUCACUGCCAUUAACUCAUUACUAACUGCCAUUGGUUACUGUCAUCUUGCAAUGAUGGGGCUGACACUGUAAUGAACUUUGCUGUUGGCAGUUGAGGAAAUAUUUGAGCUGACUUCUCUGUGCCUAUGCUGCGUUUAUGGGAAGGGAAUGAAGUUUCCUAUUUAACAAGCUGAUCGUGUGAUCGCAUUGUUGGUAGCAUUACAUCUCAGAUGCAGAAGGCAGCGAUGUAGCUUUGCUCUUGCCAAUGGGCAGAUGACCGUACCUUCCCCAGCCUCUGGACUAUGACCAUCUCAUGGCUGUCAUUGUGGCUGAGUUACGUCUGUCAACUUGUGCUCGCUCCUGCAUCUCUGGCAAUGAUCAUGCUUCUCAGACUCCUUCACUCCGCCUCAGUUUUUAAGGACUAUUUCCUAAGCACAAGAAAAAGCAAGUGUUGUAAGACUGGAUCACAUGGGCAGUAAUGUACUGACUGAGAUAACAGAUUCCACUGGUGACAGCACAUUAGGUGCCUAUGUUUCAGGUAGAUUCCUGGCUGGGAUCAGGAGGAAUAUGGUGCUUGUGGAUCUCAGACCUCCUCCAGUUGCAAUCCAGUCUCUGCUCGCAGUCAAGACAGUCUAUUGCUCUGCUGCCUGCUGGGACUGACAUUCUUACUCUCUGGAUAUAGGUGUGCUUCAAUCACUGUGCCUUUUGCCUCUUGUUGCUUUUGGAUCGCAUUUUAGAAUCUCUCCUACAUACUACAAGAAGAAGAGGACAGGCAGAGUCCAGCUGAGUGUAAUUACAAGAACGUCUAAGGAGCCUUUGCAUCUGGAAGCAUUGCACUGGCAACCUACAAAGUAAAGGCAACCCUAAGUUACAGUCCAGGAGGAACAAAGAGACACUGGAUUUUUUACUUGCAUCACUGUGGGUUCACUGCAUACUAUUAUAUUUUGUACAGUGUACAUGGCAACGCUGCUUGCAGUCAUGUCUACUAAGCUCCUAGUGCUUUUCCUGUUACUGACGGUUUUCCAAGCCUGCUCUAGGAAGAUCGAUGAUGAUGAGUAUGAAGAUUUAACAAUAAACCAAAAAUGGGUACUGGCUCCAAAAACACAAGACACGGAUGCUACACUUAUACUCAACAAGUUGCUGAAAGAAUAUGACAAGAAGCUGAGACCUGACAUUGGAGUUAAGCCCACUAUUAUUGAUGUGGACAUUUAUGUUAACAGCAUUGGACCAGUGUCUUCAAUAAAUAUGCAGAAUAUCUAUCAUAAACCUCCUACCAUACUUCACAUUUUGGGUGAUUUCAUCCAGCUAUUUGGUCUUUUUAGUAGCGACUUGCUGUUUAAUUCUAAACUAAAAGAAGCAGCCAUUAGUGAAGAUUGA